AUGGUCUCAACUCGCAACCAACGCAAAGCUUCUGGAGAAGAACUUUUAGGUCCUUUGCUCGUACACCGAAAGCCAAGGUCCAAGAGAGACAAUAUGACUGGAGAAAACAAACAGGAUACAUCUAGUGAUGGCGAUCGCAUCACUAAACUUGAGCAACAAGUUGAAAACUUGUCUGCAUCAAUCCUUAAACUCGUGGAGAGUUUGAAGACUGGAAAAUCUUCACGUCCAUCAACUUCAUCUGAGCCUGAUCAAAAGCUCAAGAAAAAGGUUGUUGAGGAUAGCGAAGAUGAAGACGACAUACAAGCUGAUCCAACGAAAAAAGGAAGCUGA
Prunus armeniaca (apricot) is the source of this 330-nucleotide messenger RNA. Lineage: Eukaryota; Viridiplantae; Streptophyta; Magnoliopsida; Rosales; Rosaceae. The record is from the annotation of a GenBank genome assembly.